CUGCACGGGGCGGCAGCAGCUGGCACGCAGCCUCCAGCCUCCGGAGCACCAUCCUGGCCUGGCACUGGCACUGGCACAAGCUAUGGCAAAUGAAGGGCAAGUCCUGCUCUCCCCGCUGAAAGGGGGGCAUCCUCCUGCAGUAAAGGCUGGAGGAAUGCGAAUUUCCAAAAAACAAGAAAUUGGUGUCCUGGAGAGACAUACCAAAAAAACAGGAUUAGAGAAAACAAGUGCCAUUGCAAGCGUUGCCAAACUCCAGGCCAUGAAUGCUCUGAAUGACACGCUGGAGAAGCUCAGCCAUAAAUUUCCAGCAGUAAUGCACAUGGCACAUCAAAAACCCAGACCCGCCCUGGAGAAGGUCACUCCACUGAAAAGGAUCUACAUUAUUCAGCAGCCUCGAAAAUGUUAAGCUGGAACGUAAAACACAGGCGUCUGGCCAACUGCCGCGAACAUCUGGCAGCUUAGGGAAAAGGACCAAAAUGUUCCAUAGGCCUAGUGCACUUGCUUGGUAAAUAAAACGGCUUUUGUAUCUUCUCUUUUGACUUUAGAUAAUAAAGCAUCCAAAUUUAUAAA
Molecule: messenger RNA, 570 nt
Organism: Mustela lutreola (European mink)
Lineage: Eukaryota; Metazoa; Chordata; Mammalia; Carnivora; Mustelidae
Gene: DAPL1
Product: death associated protein like 1
Exons: 4
Coding region: 83-406 (107 amino acids)
Biological process (GO): cellular response to amino acid starvation; apoptotic signaling pathway; negative regulation of autophagy
Molecular function (GO): death domain binding
Source: RefSeq, a predicted model, not a curated record